UCUACUGCGCAUGCUCAAUGUAAGCAGAAAAAGGAAGUGUGUAGCCAUGGAACAUUUGUUUAGUUAGAUGUCUUUGAUCUGUUAUGAAACUGCUGAAGAACAGAUUCAGUAAAGCUCUUGGCUUCAUCGCCCUUCUGGUUGCUGUCAUUGCAGUUGUUUUACAACAUCUAGAAAACAGAGAACCGACGAUUUACUUCGGGAUGGCGCACGAUAUGACCAAACUAGAAGAGAACUUCCGACAGAAGAAUAAAAGUUGUUUCAUCCUGGGUGCCUCUGGCGAGACAGGCCAACUGUUACUGAAAGAGAUUGUGGAGAGGAAACUCUUCUCAAAAGUCACUCUCAUCGGAAGGAGACUUCUCACAUUUGAAGACAAAUCAUAUGAAAACCUGGUGCAGGAGGUGGUGGACUUUGAGAAAUUGGAUGAAUAUGCUGCAGCAUUCCAAGGGCAUGAUGUUGGCUACUGCUGUCUUGGAACAACCAAAGCCAAAGCAGGGGCUGAUGGAUUUGUCCGUGUGGACCAUGACUAUGUCCUGAAGUCUGCUGAGCUUGCUAAAGCUGGAGGGUGCUCACACUUCAACCUAGAGUCUUCCAAAGGGGCUGACAAAUCCAGUGGCUUUCUCUAUCUCAAAGUGAAGGGACAAGUGGAGGCAGACAUCGAGCCACUGGACUUCGAGCGUUACUCCAUCUAUCGCCCUGCGGUGUUGAUGGUGGACAGGCAGGAGAGCCGGCCCACUGAGUGGUUUGCAAGGAAGAUCCUAGGACCCAUAUCCUCUUUAUUUCCCACUGCGAUGUCCAUACCCAUCCAAUUUGUGAUCAAGGCCAUGGUGGCCAAUACACUAAUUCCCACAGGGGAUAAAGUUGAGAUUCUGGAGAAUAAAGCCAUCUAUGACUUAGGAAAGGCCCUAGAGAAUUGAGGGCAACGUUACUGGCUGGACAUAACAUUUAAUCAGUGUAAAGGAAGUCCUUUCUAGUCAGUGAUCAUGUCGCCAAUAUUUUGAGGGAAGUCCUUUGGAAACGUGUUUGGCAUCAUUACCUGGGAUUGAUGGUGAAGGGUGUUGUACUACUGCCUUUGCAUCUGAUGGUGCUUCUUCAUAACCAUAUCUAAAAUUUUCUGCUAACGGGGAAUAUAAAAAAAAUAUAUUAAAAGCAAUUAAGAUGCCAUAAUUGUUCCUUAAACUAUUCAGUGCUCAUUUUCCCACUUGAACUGAAUUUGAGUGAAUUGUAUAAAAUAUUUGCAAUGAGAACAUGACAGAGUGACUCACUCUGCCUUGGCUCAUUUGUCAACAGUAACUGGUGCUGACCAAUAGAUAUUAAGUAUUUUAGAAUGUGCUUUUGAAUGCACUUGAAAUAAUUUCUGUUGACAAACUGGUAAAUGUGUGAAAGACCUUUUACGCUAUGACGGCAGAUGUAUUAUGUUUUUGUAUGAAAGUGCUAAAAAGUCUACAUAAAUCUCUUUAUGGGGAAUGUAAAUAUUAUUGGGAAUGUAUGUGCCAAAUAUUUUUGUGAUCAACAUUGCCCUACCUUGAUUUCUUUCUUUGUACUGUGAUUUUUAGAGAUGAUCCAAUUGAUGAUGGCAUGCUUUUAUACCAAAUCUCCCGAGUCUCUUUGAAUAGAGUUUGAAUUGGAAAGUGUCUCAGACCAAUGUAUAUAGGGGGAAAAAGUUGGUUUGACUCUCAAAAGGGAAUGGACUGGCACCAAAGCUGUAAUCUGUUAAAUAUGAAAAUGUAUUUGACUUAUUCUUCUGAGUCCGUUACCGCUGCAACAGUUUAGUUCGUAAUGCUUCCAUCCAGCUUAACGUUAAUGCUAUUUUAUAUGAAACCACAUUGUUAAACGCUUUGAAAAACAAUACUCUUCCUAAUUUUUCCACAAAACAAUCACUGGUGAGGGAUUUGUUGGCUGUAUUUUUGGUUUAUUGUAUUUCAUUGUUUUAUCACUUUUGCCUUCUCAGAAAGCAGGGGUUAUGUUGUUCAUACUCUUUUAGAUUUUUAUUUAUUUUCUACAUAUUUUACAUUAAAAGACAUGCAUCUUCAACAUCAAGAAAGA
Molecule: messenger RNA, 2043 nt
Organism: Esox lucius (northern pike)
Lineage: Eukaryota; Metazoa; Chordata; Actinopteri; Esociformes; Esocidae
Gene: htatip2
Product: HIV-1 Tat interactive protein 2
Exons: 6
Coding region: 84-914 (276 amino acids)
Biological process (GO): import into nucleus
Cellular component (GO): cytoplasm
Source: RefSeq, a predicted model, not a curated record